Molecule: messenger RNA, 1242 nt
Organism: Torulaspora globosa
Lineage: Eukaryota; Fungi; Ascomycota; Saccharomycetes; Saccharomycetales; Saccharomycetaceae
Exons: 1
Coding region: 1-1242 (413 amino acids)
Source: RefSeq, a predicted model, not a curated record
AUGGUGGUCAAAACCAUUUAUAUAGCGAGACAUGGUUAUAGAUCGAACUGGCUAGCUCAGGGCCCGCAUCCAUUGCCACCAACCGGAAUAGAUAGUGACGUGCCUUUGGCAGAGCACGGCUUACACCAGUCUAAGGAGCUGGCGCACUACAUACUCUCACUAGAGAAUCAACCGGAACUGCUUUUCUCUUCACCGUUCUAUCGCUGUCUGCAGACAAGCGAACCCAUCGGAGACAUAUUGGAGUUGCCCAUCCUGGUUGAGCGAGGCAUAGGUGAAUGGUACAGACCCGAUAGGCCUGUAAUUCCCGUGGCCGCACCUUUGGACGUCUUACAGAACUUCUUCCCCGGUAAGAUAGAUCCGCAUUGGGAAUCGCAGAUUAUACCCAGUAGCAAAGGUGAGACUGAGCAAGAUCUGUUUCUGAGGUGUGGUAAGUUUUGGCCGCUCUUCAUCGCACAGGUAGAGAAACAAUAUCCGAAUGUCGAGACGAUUCUUUUGGUGACUCACGCUGCAGCGAAGGCUGCAUUGGGGAUGAAUUUACUAGGAUUUGCUAACUGGAGGGAGCCAUUGGAUGAGGAUGGCACAAUUAUUAGAAGCGGAAGUUGUUCACUAGACAAGUACGAACUCGACGUCGAGAGUACCUAUCAGGCUGAAGCAGAAGAUGUGCCCUUUGAGCGCAGGAAAUGGAGAAUGACUAUGAAUGGGAACGUUGAAUUCUUGAGCAAGGGCGAAGAGAUGAACUGGGAUUACAGAAAUGCGCAGGAGGCUGGCUCAGAUGCCGACAUGAAGAUGAGACUGGAGGCGGCAGCGGGCAGCGGUAACAUCGAAGCGCCAUUCGAAGAACGUCAAAUGGAAACGGUGUAUGUGAGUGUCGAUAUUCCAAGCAGUAAUUAUAGAGAGAAGUCGGAGAUUGAUAGAACAGCCACUUUGCAAUACUCUGGAUUGGAGACUGAGGCGCCUCUAUUCAGAGUUGGCGAUCAACUUUAUGAGGGUAAAUGGAAGAAGUUGGUGGGCACAGAGCUGGCGUUCCCAAAUGAGCCUGUGACUGCGAAGAAAAAUAGUAACAACGGUGCUUUGGAUGCUUCCAGCACUCAGGAAGAUGAAAUCGACUCAGCAAAGUACUCAGAAUCGACUGAAGUGGUAAUGGAUGAUGCGCCAGAGCUCGAGCAGGACGAGGAUAAACAUUUUGAGAAGAUUUACAAAAUACGUGAUCGUAUUGUUUUGGACAAGGUUGAGCGGAUUUAG